Dipodomys ordii (Ord's kangaroo rat) is the source of this 987-nucleotide messenger RNA. Its product is annotated as taste receptor type 2 member 125-like. Gene Ontology annotation, biological process: detection of chemical stimulus involved in sensory perception of bitter taste; G protein-coupled receptor signaling pathway; sensory perception of taste. The transcript has a single exon. NCBI's taxonomy places the organism in Eukaryota, Metazoa, Chordata, Mammalia, Rodentia, Heteromyidae. Bases 1 to 987 code for a protein of 328 amino acids. The record is from RefSeq and is a predicted model, not a curated record. Gene Ontology annotation, molecular function: bitter taste receptor activity; G protein-coupled receptor activity. Gene Ontology annotation, cellular component: membrane.
AUGGACAGCAGCAUCCUCAGCAUAAUUAUAGUUGUCAGUGUGGAGUUUUUCCUCGGAAACAUGGUGAACGGAUUCGUAGCCCUGGUGAACGGUGUGGACCUGGUCAAGAGGAGAAGGAUCUCUGAAGUUGAUCAACUCCUCUCCGCCCUGGCGCUCUCCCGGAUUGUUCUGCUCUGGUCAGUGGUGCUCAAUAUGUUGUUGUCUUUUACUUACCCAGGUAGAAUAAACAUACACUUAAUAAGAGUAAGUAAUUUUUCCUGGAUUGUGUCCAAUCAUUUUAACCUCUGGCUGUCGACCAACCUCAGCCUCUUCUUCUUUCUCAAGAUAGGUUAUUUCUCCAGCUCUGUUUUUCUUUACCUGAAGUGGAGAGUCCGGAAAGUGGUCUCAACAACCUUGGUCACGUCUCUGGUCCCCUUGUUUUUCAAUGUGCUUGUGAUAAACGCUAUCUUCGACAAAAGCCUCGGCGGUUGUAUGAGAAACAUGUCGUACUUCCACUGUACCAAGGCCUCUACGCAGUUUUCCAAACAUAUUUUACUCACCAACUCUGCAUUUAUGCUCCUGCCCUUCAUCUUCUCCCUGGCUGUGAUCCUCCUGCUGAUCAUCUCCCUGCGGAGACACCAGAAGCAGAUGCAGCAGGUGUUGUGGGGAACCCAAGGCGCCAGCGCCAAGGCCCACCUCAGGGCCCUGCAGACCGGGGUGGCCUUCUUCCUCCUCUCCGUCGCCUUCAUCCUGUCUGUCAUCCUACAGCUUUGGACCUUCGAUUUCCUAGACAUGAACAUUCUCAUUCUGUCUUCUCUGGCUACUGGGAUUGCUUUUCCCUCAGGCCACUCCCUCAUCCUGGUCCUGGGGAACAGCAAGCUACGUCAGGCCUUGGGAGCCAUGCUGCGGGGGCUGCGGGGGCUGUGGUGCUGGGGCAGGGCCCCAGAGCCCGGAGACUGCACACCCCUGACUGGCCAGGCCUCCGUGCCUCUCAGGAGGCUCCACUGA